AUAAUGGAUAAUUAAAAGAAAUGCCUCUUUGAAAAAUUUGGAGGAGAUCAAUAAGUAUCAGAGCUUAUAGAUCAAUUCUAUUACAAAGUACUCUUUGAUAAACUUCUACGUGAUAAAUUUUUAAAGGCAGACAUGAGUAGAGUAAGGUAUCAAUAAAAGCGAUUCUUCUCAUAAAUGAUGGGUGACAAAAAUACUUAAUAUACAGGCAGGUACCUUUAGUUAUUUAACAAUCUUAGAGACUUAAUUGAAGUCCACAAAAAUCUGAAUAUCACAAACUAAUAAUUCGAUAAGUUUAAGAACCAUCUAAAAAGUAUUGCUGAAGACAUGGAAAUCCCAAAUUUAGAUAUUGAAGAAUUACUUCUAAAUGUUGAAAAUCAUAGAAAUUUAAUUGUUUUUUAAAAAUGAUUAUCAUGUUUAUGUAUUUGGUUAUUCUUAUUUACA
Messenger RNA from Paramecium sonneborni, 441 nucleotides. The record is from the annotation of a GenBank genome assembly. NCBI's taxonomy places the organism in Eukaryota, Ciliophora, Oligohymenophorea, Peniculida, Parameciidae.